AGUAUUCUCAUAGAGUGAAUGUGCACUGUAAAGAUGGACGUGAGGUUCGCGUUUGACGAUGGGGACAGGGGUUACAUAUCCCACACAAUUACGGAAAAUCAGAUCCGCAUGGAUUUCAACCCGGGUUCGAAUUCGUCGUGGCUUUCUGGAACACCCUCUCACGCAACCAUAACGGUUCAUGCCCGAGAUCCAGAAACCAAGGAAAUCUGCCGCAAGCAGUUCCGCUGUGAUUACGACGGAUGUGCGCGGGCGUACAGUACGAUGGGGAAUCUCCGAACUCAUCAAAAACGACAUACGGGAGAGUAUAGCUUCAUAUGCUCAGAGUCCGGAUGUGGAAAAACGUUUUUGUCAUCGUAUUCCUUGAAAGUUCAUAUCCGUGUGCAUACGAAUCAGAAGCCCUUUGAAUGCGACAUUACUGGUUGUGCGAAAGCGUUUUCAACUCGCUACAGACUGAAAGCGCAUCAAAGGCUGCAUAACGGAGACACUUUUCGGUGUAGGUCAGCGGGCUGUUUGAAAUUUUUCACGACUUUUUCGGAUUUGAAGAAACACUCGCGCAUCCAUACCGGAGAGAGACCAUUCAAGUGCGGGGAACAAGGAUGCGAAAAAGCAUUCACAGCCAGUCAUCAUUUGAAGGUUCAUUACAGGAUUCAUACUGGAGAAAAGCCGUUCGAGUGUCCUCGAGCAGAAUCUUUAGAGAAGCCGUGUCAGAAAAGUUUCACCACUAAAUCGGCCCUCAAGUCCCACUUAAAACUUAGACAUAGACCCCAAAUCGAACUGUCUCAGAUUGCUGCGGUUUGCGGUGUGACGUGUUCGUGCUACAAUGCUACUAUUCCACUCUGCACAGCUGAUGAUCAGAUUUCCACUCCGACCCCGGAGUUCACUGAUCUUGCUCAGUUGCUCGCAUGCGAUCCAAUCGAUUGUCAAGAUAGGGUUUCUGAGCCGAGUUUGUCUCCCCUCUCUACGCCACCGCCGCCGAAUUGAUCGCGGGAAUAUUUUUGAAUUUUCAUUACGGUUAUCGGUUCUUGCCGAAAUGUUCUCAACGGGUAGCAAGAUUUUCCCCCCUUCUGAUCUUUAAUUCAUGUUGAAGACGUGGCGCACUCUUAAAAAAAAAAAGCUUAGUGUCGAAAGGAUGGUUCACUAUUGAAGGUUACCGAUAAAGAGGUGAUUCACGAGAGGACGUAAUUUUAAUCGAAUUGUUCGACAAACUGGAUUUUUUCAACCAUUGAUGCAUUUUAAUUCAGAUGGCAAGAAUGUUGUUAAAAUUGCUGAGUCAAGAAGCUGCGAUCAUUCAUAGUUCAAAGCGAGUGCGGAUAUGUUUCAUUGGAAAACUGUCGUGCCUUAUGCGUAUCGUGUUCUGGGAAAGUUGAAUCGAUGAUUUUAUGUGCAAUGUGUGGCCUUUGUGAUAAUUGCUUGUUGGGGGCUAGGUUUUAUCCAUAGUAUGCGAAGGUAUUCGUGUGUUCUUUCUGUGGUAAAUGCUGUGGCUUCGGUGCAGUGUUGGCAUUAAUGAGCUGAUUCGGGUUGCUCAGUACAUA
Molecule: messenger RNA, 1532 nt
Organism: Notodromas monacha
Lineage: Eukaryota; Metazoa; Arthropoda; Ostracoda; Podocopida; Cyprididae
Source: the annotation of a GenBank genome assembly